Zootermopsis nevadensis is the source of this 1281-nucleotide messenger RNA. Its product is annotated as protein takeout. Lineage: Eukaryota; Metazoa; Arthropoda; Insecta; Blattodea; Termopsidae. Gene Ontology annotation, biological process: multicellular organismal reproductive process. The record is from RefSeq and is a predicted model, not a curated record.
AUAACAUGAUCAGAGGUUGUCAGAUCAGUCACAAUGGAGACGCCAAAGCUGUUACUGUUUCUGCUGAGCUCAUUUAUCUGCGCGGACACUCUCAAACUACCUCCUUACAUCAAGCCGUGUUCCCGUAAUGAUAAGGAAUUAAACGCUUGCGCUACGAAACAUGCCAUAGAAGCAAUUCCUCAAUUUAUAAACGGAGACCCGAAAUACAGAGUACCCCGCUUGGAACCACUCCUGGUAGACGAGUUGUCCGUACAACAGGGUUCGUCCAGCUUCGGCCUGUCUUUCGUAGCAAGAAACUCAACCAUUGCAGGAAUCAAGGAAGUGCAAGUCAAGGACAUCAGAUUCGACCUGAGCAAGCAGCACGCCGAGUUCGAUUUGCUCUUCCCGGUUCUCACCAUCCAUUGUCGUUACAACGUGUCAGGCAAAGUGCUGAUUCUUCCUAUAACAGGCUACGGGGACGGAGUCCUGGUCCUGAAGGGCGUCGACGUGAAGAUCAACUACAAUUUCGAAACAGUACGGAGAAAAGAUAAAAUAUACGGACAGCCAAGGGACUUCAAAUUGUAUUUCGACAUUCAAGACAUGACUAUCCAUCUCGACAAUCUCUUCAACGGGGACAAGUUUUUGGGUGAUAAUAUGAACACGUUCCUGAAUGAGAACUGGAGGGAGCUACUGAAGGAACUGGGUCCGGGUAUCGGCGAGGCCAUAAGUAAGGUGGUGUCCACGAUUCUUGCCAACAUAUUCGAGCUCGUUCCCUAUGACGAGGCCUUCCCAGAAAAAGUGUGAAAAUAGUGUCGGGACCAGUACCAGCAAAAUUAUAUUGCGUCGUCUUACGUUACGUAGGCCUGCAUUUCGAGACAGCAUAUAUAUCUGCACUCUUACUACACUGUACUCCAAGUAUACGCCUAUAUAUGGUAAAAUAUUGACAAAAGACAUGAUAUGUCUGUUGUCUUAAGUUACACAUUUCCGCACGUCAUAUCUUCACACUGUGAUACGUAACACUUUCAAGCAAAUAUAACUCAAGUUUCAAUUUCUCGCUACUAUAUCACAAUAGUCCUUCGUUAUAUUAAUUAAGGAAUAUAUUCGAUUUUGUGAAAGUAUUUAACAUUUAAUGUAAUGUUGAGGCAUUGGUUAAAAAUAUAAUUUCAAUACUCAAGUUUGUUGAAAAUGUUCCAUAAAUCUAUGGAGCCAAGUGACGUUGCAAUUUUUGGAUGAAGUGUCAUAUGUCCAAGCUACAGAUCAGCGGCAAGGAACCAAAUAAAGAAUACAGUUACUUGCACUUCA